CCGAGUAGAUACCUAUCCAAAAUGAAAUUGAAUUAGAUAAAUAAGUAAAUAGGGGCUACACAGUUUCGUCGGCACGAAUUGAUACGGUACACGCGAAUUUGGUUAUUCAUCGUCAACAGGGGGUCUAUUAUGGAAUCAACGUACCAAUCACUUGCGAAUAGAGUCCUUGUCAAAUGGGAAGAAUUGAAGACAGCCGACCGUGCCAAUUCGUUGUCUUCUCCAUCUCGCAUGUUGAUUGCCCUCGCAGGGGCUCCAGGCUCCGGAAAGACAACAAUCGCCCUACAAGUGUUGAAAAGAAUCAAUAAUUUGCCAGACCAUCCUAAGACAACUGUCAUCUCUGCUGACGGGUUUCAUUUUCCGCUUGCCAAGCUUCGUGCGAUGCCAAACGCGUCCGAGGCGAUCGCUCGGCGAGGUGUAACAUGGACAUUUGACGGAGCAGGUGUUGUGACUCUAGUCCGCAAGCUUCGCGAUGCAGCCGGGUAUGAAGCUGUCUUGGCACCGACAUUCGAUCACGCGAUCAAAGAUCCCAUAGAGGGUGGGCUUAUUGUCGACAAGGAUAUGGAGGUUUGCAUUAUCGAGGGUAACUAUCUCCUAUGCGACGAAGAGCCGUGGCGGGAGAUUGCGGAGCUAGUGGACGACAGAUGGUUAGUUCGUGUGGAUCCGGGUUUAGCUAGGGAAAGGGUUGCCGCGCGACAUUUGGCUGCCGGUAUCGAGGAUACAAUAGAGGAUGCUUUAAGGAGGACGGAUGAGAAUGACCUAGUCAACGGGCGGUUUGUGAUGGAGAAAAGUCGAGGCAGACACGACUUGCUAAUUGAUAGUUGGCAUGACUAGCGUAAUUAGCAUUGGUAUUUCGAUGGCUAAACAAUCAUGCGAUGGAUGCUCACUGUUCGAUCAUCCGGUUGAUGACUGGGUCAUCCACCCAGGCAUUAAGAAUAGUUAUCUAAAAGAAGCUUAAUUGAACAAUAGGAGGGUGACAGAUUUCCAGUACCCACCUCCACCAGCUACGUGACAUUCAUUACGAAAUAUCGCUAUGAAAUUGAUAACGUCGACG
Hypoxylon trugodes is the source of this 1051-nucleotide messenger RNA. RefSeq names its product phosphoribulokinase/uridine kinase. The transcript has a single exon. Gene Ontology annotation, cellular component: cytoplasm. NCBI's taxonomy places the organism in Eukaryota, Fungi, Ascomycota, Sordariomycetes, Xylariales, Hypoxylaceae. Bases 130 to 831 code for a protein of 233 amino acids. The record is from RefSeq and is a predicted model, not a curated record.